AUGUCCACACUGCUGGGAUCAAACAGCACCCACUUUGUGCACGAGAUUUACGGACAGCGGCACGCCAUCUUCCCUGCUCCGCUCGCGCCCGCGGCCAACUGGCUUGCUCGCGAUCCGCUCUUAAAUUCGUUCAUGGCCGAGGCCGACCUCAACCGAACGCUGAUCACACUGGUCAACCUUUACGGUCGCAGCCAAGAUGCAAUCGCCUUUCGUGACCGUCACGCUGCUGAUGUACCACUUGAUACGCUUUUGGAGCGCGUGUCCUUGGAACACCUCUACGACUACCUCGUCCAGCACAGCUAUUCGGUGGUGAUUCGUGAAGAGUAUUUUCCCGGGUACGCCCAAACAAGCCUUGAAGAGCUGAUUCAGACGGCUUUUGGCAGCUCGACAGUCACCUCGCAUGUGUAUCUCUCGGGCAGCGAGGCUCAUGCUCUCAACCCUCACACCGAUCCUUACGACGUAUUGGUCCUGCACCUGCAUGGCCAGAAGCAUUGGACUGUCUGUCAUCCGUUGGAUUCCAGCACCGAGUGGGCCGAUGCGUCCCAAGCUCAGCUGGCCCAGCUCUUUGAGAUCCAGCGCAAGAGUGUCGACGGCUGCACAAAUUUUGACAUUGCAGAGACGGACAAGAUGCGCUGCGAGCAUUUCACCCUCAGUCCAGGCGAUGUACUCUACCUGCCAAAGUCCACCAUCCACUUCGCCACAACAUCGCCCAACACAACUACCGCGCAUAUCACCUUGUCCCUGGAGCGACAGGGCCAAUCUUGGAUUGAUCUCGUCCGCCGUGCAUGUGCGGUUCUUGACAACCAGGCUUGUACCGUUAUCGAGAGUACCCUUGCCUCGCUUGAGACUUCACCCUCUGGCCUUCACUGGCUUGAGCUGGCCACGUUUCCUACGGACGAGCCGUGUCAGAUGGCCCAAAAGCGUCUUCUUGGUUUCGAAAAGGACUCUCUGCGUACGCUCGUGGCCCAGGACCCACAACUUGAUUUCACCUACGUGACCUCCAAGGAUGUCUUGGCUACCCUCCAGCGCUUGGCUAGCUGUACCGCCUCUUUGGGUUGGGAUUCACAGGGACGCGAAGUGACUUUUGAGGGCCUUCUCACCAACCCAGUGACCCAUUACGACACAUACGCUACAUCUUGCUACCCAUGCCCUGGCUGCCCGAGUGGCUACACCCGCACUGGCUGUGGGGGCUCCGCAGAGGGCACCUGCGUGGGUCUAGUCUGCCCCGCUUUGCCCGCAGUCAGCAGCGCCGUGCUCACGUACAGCAAUUCAGAGCGACGCUAUCCCGUUAUCGCAACGUUUGCCUGUGUUGCGGGAUUCGAGCAGACCGGUGGGGAUGCAAGUCGCUCGUGCACACCGGCGCUGACCUGGGCAGGAGCAGAAAUCAUUUGCACCCGUGUCUCUUGUGGGGACCUGCCCGCGCUCAGCAAUGGCUUUGUGGACACGAGCGGUGGCAUUGAUUUUGAGAGCGUAGCCACGUUUUCUUGCAAUGAGGGUUAUACCCGAAGCGGCCCAGCGAGCCGCACCUGCCAAGCCAGCGGCGAAUGGUCAGGCUCUGCGCCCAUGUGCGUGACCUUACCUUGCCCAUCCCUGCCCGUGUUUGCCCAUGGGUCGGCGACUAGCUCUAGCAGCAACCCGAUCGUGGGUGCGACCCUCACUUACGCAUGUGACGCCGGCUACACUCUUUCGGGCAAUACCGAGGCCACAUGCAUUUGGUCUGGCUCCGCCAUGAUGUGGAAUACUGAGGCACCGACCUGCACCGCGAUUCCGUGUGACCCUCUCGUGGCACCAGCGAACGGUGAAUUGGACGUGUCAAACAACGGCAUCUUUCCCGCCACUGCAACCUACAAUUGCCAAGCCGGUUACACGCUGACAGCGGAUGGCACGCGCACCUGCCAGACAGAUGGCACAUGGAGCGGGUCUGUGCCAGCCUGUACUGGUGUGCCAUGUGAAACCCUCACGGCACCGCCGUAUGGUGCCGUGAGCAGCACCCACAAUUGGUUUCCUAGCACGGUCACCUUCACUUGCUUUGAUGGCUAUGAAUUGGCUGGAGCAAGCUCUUUGGAGUGUCGAUCAGACGGGAGUUGGAGUGACAGCGCACCCACCUGCAAACCAUGCGCCGUCAACAUGUUCCGCAAUACCUCCACCUCGGGCCCUCAGUGCGAGUCCUGCCCAGCGUUUAGCUCGACUGGCGGCCUCACGGCACGUGUCACGUGCGCCUGUAAUGCUGGCUUUGGUGGUGUGGCUGGCUCAUGUCAAGCUUGUCCUGUAAACACCUCAAAGAGCACAGUUGACAAUGCACCCUGCACUGCUUGUGCACCAGGAUACAUGACCUCUGGCACCAACGCUGAGACAUGUGAUGGCGUUCCUUGUGCCAUGGUCCCCAGUAUUGCCUACGGAUCGUUCAUUUCCACAAACAACAAUCGCUAUCCCUCGACUGGCACUUUCAGUUGCGAGACUGGGUUUGCGCUCGCCAACGACGACAAUGGGGUGCGCACCUGUCAGAUUGAUGGAUCGUGGUCCGCCGAAGCCGCCAGCUGCAGUCCCGUGUGUGGCGACGGUAUUCGAGUGUUUGGGGAAGAGUGCGACGAUGGCGCCAACAACGGGAACGACGGCUGUGCAGACAACUGCACAAUCACUCCUGGCUAUUACUGCCAUACAGAAGGCGAAACCUGCUCAGUUUGCUCCAUCAACACUCCACCUUCCGAUCUCACGGUAGAUUGUGCCGAUUACGCCGUCGAUUUGGCGGUGUGGCGCGCAAACAACCUCGGUGCGGUGGCUGACACGCACACCAACUGUGGAGCUCCGACUUUUACCACGACAGCCCUCAAUGUAUCUGGCCCUGACCCAGGGUGCAGCGCCCAUCUCUUCCGGGUGGAUGUUAGCUUUGCCAAGGGAGGCUCCGACUUUUCGCUGGCCAACCUUCGAACGUCAGAUACGGUGCCGCCAGUGUUCACGGCAGUACCCGAUGGAGGCCUCACAUAUCAAUGCCACGCAUUGCCAUCGGCCAGCAGCGGUAUUUCCGCCACCGACACUUGUGCGGCCUUUGUCAACAUCACGAGCCGCGAUGAAACGAUCGCCGGGGCCUGCGCAAACAACUACACGCUGCAGCGAACAUGGACGGCUGUGGAUGGAUGCCAAAAUGCGGUGUCGGUCACCCGCAACUAUACGGUCAUUGAUACGACAGCACCCACAUUUCAGGUCCCGCCACAGAAUCUGUAUCUCGAAUGUGACGGCACGCCGCAGGACGCGGCCAUUCAGGCCUGGCUUGACAACAAUGGUGGGGCCACCAUCCGGGAUGCGUGCACUGGGCCCGUAACCGUCACGCACAAUUUUGCCGAGGUUGCCCACGGUCUUGUGGCUGGCUGCGCGGGUGUUGUUGGGAACGCAACCGUCACAUUUCAGGCGGUGGAUGACUGCGGUAACAUGGACCAGGCCAAUGCCACAAUUGUGCGCCGCGACACAACACCGCCCGUGUUUGUUGAAUUUCCCGAUAACGUGACCGUUUCGUGCAGCGCAGCCGAGCCCACCAAUUUUACCGUUGCUGUCACCGACAUUUGCACAGGGAAUGCAACCGUGGUGCUCGCUCAGACUUGGACCGAGCCCAGCGCAACCUGUGGUCACGCAUACACGGUGUUUCGCACCUGGACGGCCUCGGAUGUCUGCGGUAACAAGCUGAACCUUACACAUACCGUGAGCGUUGUCGACGAGACGGCCCCCACGCUGCCCAGCGGCGUACCCACCACGGUCCUUGAGUGCAACGCUGACUCAACUCGAGAUGACGUUACAGCCCUUUUGGAAGCACAUGUCAACAUUUCAGCAGCGGAUGCGUGUGGUGGUAAUGCCAUCACCUGGUCCUUUGAUGCCCUCAACCUGUCUUCGACCCUGACCGGCAACUACUCAGCCCAGCUUUACGCACAUGAUGACUGCGCCAAUGCGUUGCCUGUGGCGGCCCCGAUCAGUAUUGUAGAUACCCAACCGCCGGUGCUCUCCAAUCUCUCCGUGGCCAUGGCCUAUGAGUGCGAUGCAGUCCCACAGACCGAAGACGUUGUCGUCCGUGAUGCCUGUGAUACCAAUGUGCAAGUGGUUUUUGGGGACAACAUCACCCAGGGCCAAUGCCCUCAAAGCUACACCCUGGCCCGCACGAUCUGGGCCACGGACAAUGCUGGGUGGCAAGACAACUUUACGCAAUUCUUGACCGUGGUUGAUACCACAGCACCACAGUGGGUUGCCCCACCGGCCGACGUUGUGUUUGAGUGCGAUGGUGCAGGCAAUACCGCCAACGUGACCUGGUGGUUGGAAUCCUUUGGCAAUGGCACGGCCCAGGAUGCCUGCUCAAGCAACGUGACCUGGCAAUCAAACGGCGCCAACGCCACCUGGUCCCAAGGCUGUGGUCAGACGCUGGCAACCUCAGUUCAAUUUAGCGUGCAGGAUGAGUGUGGCAAUGCUCGGACGCACACCGCGUCUUUUGCUGCUCUCGACACCCAACCCCCCGUGCUGUACUGGGCCAACACCACCGUUGCGCCUGUGUCGACUGCAGCCCCUGCCUCGAUCACGGGUGCAAGCACUUCAAAUACGAGCUCGAGUGCUUCGCCCACGACUGGGCCGGCUGUCACAUCAGCACCGGCUGGCGAUGAGCCAGUGUACUUGGUCGGCCCACCGCCCAACAUGACUCUGGAAUGCAUCGGUCGGGCUGGCCUUGAGCCCACGCGCCCUGAUCCGUAUAUGGUGAUGGCACGGGAUGUGUGCUCGGGCUCAGAAUAUGAUGUUGCCUACGAGGAGACGCGACAUGAUGGACACUGCAUGGGCCUCGUACGCUACGUGCGGGCGUGGACCGCGGUGGACAGCUGCUCAAACGCUGGCACCAUGUAUCAAACCGUUGCCAUCCAGGAUACCACCCCUCCUCAAGUGCAGAGCCCGCCCCAGGAUCUCCAAUUGGAGUGUGAUCGCGAAAGCUCUGCUGGCCAGCUGCAGCAGUGGCUCGACGCAGCCGGCUACGGGAUAGCCGAGGACACGUGCUCGGACGUCACUUGGAGCCACAACCUGACAAAUCCAAUGACUACAUUCCACGCAUGUGAAGGGAUGAGCAGCAUGGUUGUGCGCUUUACCGUGACUGAUGACUGCGGGAAUGCCGCCCAUGCUUUUGCCACAGUGAAUGUGGUCGACACGCAAGCGCCCAUCAUUACGGCCGUGCCCCCUGCGCACACCAUCGAGUGUGACUUGGCUAGCCAGGAUGCACAAAUUGAAGCCUGGCUGCUCCAGUCUGGUAACGCUCUGGCUGUCGACGGAUGCAGUGAUACGCUCUCACGCAACUAUACCUCCAGUCAGCAAACCAUGUGCGCCAAUACCAAGGUUGUGACGGCCAAUUUCAGCUUCACAGACACCUGUGGCUGGCAAGCCAGCGCCUUGGGUACUUUGAGCGUUCAAGACACGGUACCGCCCACCAUCGUCCUACGCGGAUCAAAUGCCACCACCACGGAAGCUGGCUUUGCGUGGCUUGAUCCGGGAGUGGAAGCGGCGUUUGAUACAUGCCAGGGCGCCAUCAACGUUAGCAUCGUGCAACGUCAGCAAAAUGUUAACAUCUCCACUCUAGGAGAGCAGGCGAUCGAGUACGCAGUGGCCGAUGACUGCCAAAACACAGGCAGUAUCGUGCGACUCGUGACCGUGCAGGACACCCUGAGCCCGGUGGUGCGUGUGCAACACAUUGUAACCCGCCGCAUUCGUCGCGGCGCCAAGUUUUAUCCUUCGGCCGACGUCACGGCCGAGGACUGGCUGGAAGGAUCUAUCACAAACUUUUCAUUCGUCCCACCCGUGGAGGAACUUAGCGCGUCGGCAAGUGGCAUGUACGUGCUGUCCUACGCUGCGUCGGAUAGCUCGGGCAACAUGGCCGUUGCUCCGGGCGAACGGGUCAUUGUUGUCGACGCUGAGACCGAGGCCAAUGUCUCGGAGAGCUCGCGUGUAACGUUGACCUUUGACACACGACUGGCCACGCUGGCAGUGCCGGCCAGGGCUGUUGCCGUCUCGCUGUAUGUCAUCCUUCAAGCAAACGGCGAUGAAGCAUCCAGCGCUCGCCAGCUACUGACACAGGCCUAUGAACGUCGGCUGGCCGUUUAUCGCGAGCCGCUUUGCUGGGCUCAUCAGGCAUCGUUUGUGCUCUGCCGCUUGGACAUGGUGGAGGCUGCACAGCGACAUCUGGAGGCUCUGCUCACACUUGAAGGCUUGGUGGCUAUUGCACCUUUUGGCGUCGAUGUUCUCGCGUAUGAAAUUGCCGUCGCCGACUCGACACUGGCCGUGCAGCAAGACUACUUUAUGCGAAUUGGUGCCAUUGAUGCCGCGCUCAUUGCGUGUGAAAGCACGAGCUGCCGCUAUCAUGUUGAGCGUUCGCAAGUCGUCCAAGCUGCCGCACAAGAAGCCGCUUUUCCUCGCGCCGUCUUACAGCUCCGUGCCCUUUCUUCGUGGAAAGAUGCCGACAAUGUUGAACAAGAUCUCUUGGCAUUAGGUUUGUUCCCGCUAUUCGUGCACGCCACGGAUGCUGCAUCAACCUUUGAGGCCAUGGUCCUGGGCGUACCCGAGCAGGAUGCCUUGAUCAGCCUUUUGCAGGAACGAAACUUGGAACUGAGCGAAAAGGCGGAUGUGGCUAGCAACGUCGUGUUUGCCAGUGGCGUGCGUUUUACGCUCAAUACCUCGGAGGCCCCAACCGUGAUGGAACUGCUCCACGGCUGUGGUUUGGCAGGUUAUUCUAUCGUCAACAGCACGCAUAACAAUGCGACAGGGACGCUGGACGUCGUUGUCCAAGUACCUGGCGUUCUGCAUUCGGCUAUGCUUGCCACCUUGCAGGCCCAAGCAGGUGUGCUGUUCGUGUCAGACCCGUGGGCAGUGCGGCAAGCUCCCAUCCAGGAAGAUGAGUUUCCGUUUGCUUGGCAAUGGGACCUUGACCUGGAUCGUCUACCAACGACAUCGACGACUCGCUCCACAAGCGCCACUGUCACCUCUGAAAGUGACUCGGCCUCCUCCUCUGCCAGCCCCCUGCAGCGUCGCGAUGUGGAUUCAAACAGCUCGGUACCGAUGACGGCUGAAGAGUAUAUUUCCGCGAUCCUCGACGACCUCAAUGCGACGUCCAAAACAGAGUUUGCUUGUGAGGGCUUUUCCGCCGCCCUUUGGAGCUGCACGCUUCGGACGGCAGCCCAUUGGUAUCCAGAUACUGUGACAACUCUGCUGUCCACCUAUCCGGGCGUUGCGUCUAUCAUGGUUGCCAACGACACAAGCAUGGUGGGCUCGCUACAAGAUGCGGUAGAGGACUGGAUUUAUGAAACCCUUGGUCAAGACGGAGCUCCAAGCUUGAGCGUGCAUGUUCAAGCCGAAUUGACUGGGACAGUGGUCAAUGGUCAGCGCAAUGCUGUGUACACUGUCACGGCCGGCUUUGUCAGCAACCCCAAUGCCACGUACAGCCAGCUGUAUUCAACGCAGGGUGCCUUUUUGGAGGGUGACUCUUCCUUCACGGCUUUGAGAGCCAGCAUUCUGGCGCUGAAUAUCGAAACAAUCGUGGAUGUCGUCCUGUCAGAUGAUAGCCCUGAUGCCGUGCUCUUCUCUACGCGACCACUAAUGGAAGAUGCAGAGGUGAUGCAAAUUCUCUUGACCAACACGGCUCUCUUUGAUUUGGGCAAUCCAGGCCCGGCCCGCCACCUUGCUUCGCAGCGGGUGGGUACCACCUGCAACCACAACAACGCGCGGGCCAGCCAAGCCACAGCCUACGAGCACAUCGGACCCCACACACUCUUCCUCCAGCUCUUCCUCUGCUUCGUCAUCCAUCUACAUUGGUGCGAUUGGUGGUAUCGUCGGUCUCUUGGUGUUGGUUGCAGUGGUCGUCAUGGUCCGGCGCUGGCAGCGCAAGGGCACCAAGCCACAAUUCGAUGCCCAAAACACCGAUCAGAUGGCGGGGUAGGUGAGGUUCAGGAAUCUACUUAUGGAGACGCUGAUGCUGGUGGGGAUGGCGACUAUCAAGACCUCCACCAUGAAGUCUGGGGAAAAGGCAACGACGAAGAUUUGCAGGCCGAUGGGAUGUACUCUGACAUGUUCAAUGAACCAGAUAAGGCGGAAGAUGAUGGGCUUGAUGAGAGCGGCUAUUUGAAUGUGGGGGGGGACAUGGAGACUUCUGAGGAUACAGAGCAGCCGGGAUUUGGAUUUGAUGCCUUUGGCCAAAACGAUGAUUUUGAUCAGAAUGGAUUUGACGACUCCUACUUUGAGGCCGAUGACCUUGAUCGAAAAAGCGGUAACGCCGAUGAGUAUCUUGAAGCCGAUGGUUUUGAACAGGAGGACACUGCCAUUGACGAUGAAACUGAUGAAUGAGGUGACCUCGCCACCUGGGUUCUUGCUGCCUCUUCGAAAUACCAAGACCUUUGGCAUGUUUGAUUUUAUACCUGCUAGAGGUCGUCUACGACGCGGUUGAGCUUGCCAUAUGCAAAGCCGUUGAAGUGCUCGGGCUCUUGACUGUGCUUCUGCUUUUUGAUGUUACAUUUUUGUUUUCGUUUCAAUCAUGACACAUAUUGUUCCGAAUUUUGCUUUCCCUAUUCGUGCCAAAUUUCACGACAGUUGGACUCAGGUUUUUGACUUUGUUUUGGCCACAUCGCUGCGCGCGAUUUUUCCCUCAGACAGCCCUGCACCUGGAUUUUCCUGGAGGUUAUGUGAAUAGGAAUGCAAAUGGUGUGGCUGUGAGCGGCACCAAAGAUCAGCAUGGUGCAUGACUUCGUCUUCUCUUGCAUACCGUGACUGAGGAGCAAGGGUUUGAUGUUGCUUAGGCUGAUGGUGAGUCUUGGGAUGUGGUCUUGGUGUGUCAGCCAGUGAAUUGAUGCGAG
Messenger RNA from Monosiga brevicollis MX1, 8852 nucleotides. RefSeq lists its product as uncharacterized. The coding region runs from base 1 to 8346 and encodes 2781 amino acids. Gene Ontology annotation, cellular component: nucleolus. The transcript is spliced from 9 exons. The record is from RefSeq and is a predicted model, not a curated record. NCBI's taxonomy places the organism in Eukaryota, Choanoflagellata, Craspedida, Salpingoecidae. Gene Ontology annotation, molecular function: histone H3K4 demethylase activity; histone H3K36 demethylase activity.